Molecule: messenger RNA, 717 nt
Organism: Schistocerca piceifrons (Central American locust)
Lineage: Eukaryota; Metazoa; Arthropoda; Insecta; Orthoptera; Acrididae
Exons: 4
Coding region: 1-717 (238 amino acids)
Cellular component (GO): extracellular region
Molecular function (GO): chitin binding
Source: RefSeq, a predicted model, not a curated record
AUGGCGCUGGCGACAGCUGUACAGAUUGCGUUGCUGUUGCAGCUGCUGAGUGCCGUCCACACCAGUCCGGCAGUCACCACGCCAGAGGUGUCUCCGUGGGCAAUCACCACGCCGGAGCUGUCCACCGUCACCCCGUGGGCAAUCUGCACGGCACCUAAUGAGACCAUCUGCACCAGCGACUGCUCGCAGGUAGUGUUGUGUUUAGGCGAUGGUACAGGUGGGUACAUUCCUACGGUGGUGGCAACAUGUGAAUCCAACACGAGGUGCAGCACGGAGCAGGCCGAUUGCGUUGCAAAAGAGGAUUCUGACUGCCACCCGCCCGCCGACUUCGCGUGCCACGACGUCGGGUUCUUCCCUGACCCCUACGACUGCCAGAGGUUUCACGUCUGCACUGAAGUCAACGCAGAUUCUGAAUCUUUUUCGUGCUCUGGCGCUACGGCGUACAAUCCUCUGACAGCAGACUGCAGUUUUGCUUCUGAUAUUAAUCCGUCUGCAAGACUUCUCAGACAAAACUCGCUUUAUGUUGCCAGCCUGACGAAAUCCGACCGAGUGUGCACGGAAGGCCCUGUUGUGCCUUGCUCUCAGCCGGGGCAGAUUGGUAUUGUUCCAGAGAACCCCGCCAUCUACUACAUUUGCGUGAAGCAGGAAGACGAAAUCGUCCCGGAAAUGUACAGAUGUCCUGGCAGCCAGAUCUUUGACACUGCCGUUGCUGCGUAA